UCAAAAUGGCUGAAAUGACACCUUUGCUGAUCGGUGUGGGAGUCACAGCGGCGUCCCACCCUAUGGGAUACGUUAAAGUUCUCAUACAGUGUGGUCAUGAGCCACUCCCACCCCAGAUAGGGAGAAAUAUCUUUGGACGCUCGCAGAUGCAGUUACCUGGACUAUUUGCUUACAUUAAACAUAUCAAAUCUGUGGAUGGAUUCCUUGGUUUGUAUCGAGGCUUCUUUCCCAGGCUGUGCAGUGGACUCACUGGUAGUCUUGUGUCCUCACAUGUUCAGGAACAACUUAGUGAUCCAAAUGAGGAUGAUUCCACUAAGAAGAAUAAAUUUAAAAAUAAAUCACUGCAAGCAAUGAUGGAACAGUCUGCCAAAGACACUGCUGCUCGUUUUGCAGCGAUACUUGCCAGCCAACCAUUUCAUGUAAUCACAGUCCGGUGUAUGGUACAGUUUGUUGGUAGAGAAACUAAAUACAAUUCCUUAUUUGGGUCUAUUAGAGAAAUAUACAAUGAGGAGGGAAUUCUGGGAUUUUUUGCAGGUCUAAUACCUAGAUUGUUGGGUGAAGUUGCUUCACUGUGGUUGGCUAAUACAUUAAUGUAUAUAAUUAAUGCUUACAUUUUGGAUGAGGAGAUGUCCAAUGUAAAUGAACUCAGAAGUUAUUCAAUGGCAGUCACUGGGUUUUUCUCUAAUAUGAUAUGUUAUCCAUUUGCACUGGUGGGCAAUAUAAUGGCUAUUAACAAUUGUGGCCUUGCUGCUGGUGAGCCACCUAAGACUUUGGUAUAUGCUGACUGGAGAGAAUGUUGGAGGUGGCUGAGUAAAGAGGGUCAAUUGAAGCGUGGUUCAAGUUUAUUCUGGAGACCUUACCGAUCACCAGCACAGUACUACUAAAAUAACAACAAGAUGAAAUAACUUUUUUUUUGUAAAUAACUAGAUCUAGCUCUUUGUAGAUUACAUAAUUUAACACUUCAUAUUUUUGAGGUCUGAAUUCUACUCAAUGGUCAUUCAAUGUCAUCAGGUAUAGCAAAAUAGGGUAAGAUAGUGAAGCGCCCUCUAUAGUUAUUAGAACGCCCUCUUGUGGCCAAGAUCUUUUUUUUUCAAAUUGACUAAUCAUGCAGAAAAUAAAGUUACAAAAAUAACCAUUUUAUUUGAAUUGCCCGGUGUCUUAUUAAAUUGUCUUUAUUUUUUUUUAUGGUCCACAAAAGAUGUUGGGAUGCUUUGAAUGCAGAGAUGUCUGAGGUAAUUAUUUAAAACUGAAUAGUGUGUACACCAGUCUGCUUGUUUCAGUAGUCUCCCAAUUCUGCAAAAGCCAUGUGAAUGUUUUUAGUCUGAACAGUCAGCUGGCUUUUGAGAAAGUGUACAGUUUUCUUUGCUCGGGAGUAUGUUGCUAGUGUUUAUUACUGAAUCAAUGUCACUGACUACUUGACCAUACCAACCCAUCCUGUCUCAGUAACACUUAAGCUUUUCACCGGCAGACUUUCUCGCCACAAUUUUUCUGCACUUUUUUUUAUAUUCUUCACUACUUUUGGAAAUAAACCCUAAUUUUGUUGCCAACAGACAAAAUUUAAGUCAAUUUUCAGUUUUUACUCCAAAAAUGUGGCUAUUUGCAGACUAUAAACAGGACUAUUUUGUGAAUUUGUGACAAAAAUAGAAAACUGAUGGUGAAAAGGUUAACAAUAACCCACAAACAAACCUAGAUUUCUGGACUCGCUAUCAUAUGUGCAACUCUGUCUGUUCAACAUAUACAUGAAUGUAGAAUAUUACAUGUUUCUUGUCCAAAACGUAUUGAUUGCUGAGUAUUCUUGGAACAUGUAACGAAGUGUUGCACUGUCUCAUCUACAUUGAAAUGUCUGUAAAAUAAACCUUGUUGCAUAUGAUAUAAAAUUAAAAUAUUCCAUGAUUCCAUCAUCACAACAA
Messenger RNA from Saccoglossus kowalevskii, 1910 nucleotides. RefSeq names its product mitochondrial carrier homolog 2-like. The record is from RefSeq and is a predicted model, not a curated record. Lineage: Eukaryota; Metazoa; Hemichordata; Enteropneusta; Harrimaniidae.